AUGACUGUAACUGUUCGUCGACAUCAAAUUCGAGAGAAAGUCUUUUCGUUUGGUGAUCAUUUUCAAAUUAAAGAUGAAUUUGGUCGAGAUGUAUUCACUGUUCGAUCUAAAAAUUUUUUAUUGGGCAAUAAAGUUGCUCUUGAAGACAUGGUUGGAAACGGCUUACUUAAAAUUCAUCAAGAAUUAUUGCAUUUUCAUCCUACACUUAAUAUAUUAUCAGCUCGUGAUAGUGAUUCCGAUCGACCAUUAGCAACUAUUAAAAAGAAAUUUUCAUUUUUUUGUCAAAAAUUUGAUAUUCAAUCUGUCGAUGGUCAAUAUGCUAUCGAAGGACUUGACAUCUUCGCUCAUUCAUUUGUAUUAACAAAACAAGGACAAGCAGUAGCAACUAUAAGCAAAGCAUUCUUUUCUUUAACUGAUACUUCUGGUGUUGAAAUAGCAGCAAAUGAAGAUCAAACAUUUAUUUUAGCACUUGUUAUUGUUAUUGAUCAAGUUCUUCGUCAAGUAUUUAUUGGAAAUCUAUGUAAUGUAUCAAAUGAAGCACUACGUACAUAUUGUGAAACAUACGGUCCAUUAACGGAGUUAUCAUUAAAUCGUGAUAAAGAGAAUAAUGUUUAUCAUUGUUUUGCUUUUGUUACCUUUCAAUAUACUCGUAGUACAUCACAAUUUAUGUCUAGUCGACCACAUUUUAUUUGUGAUGAAGAAAUAUUUGUUAAACGAGCAUUACCACGUGCAACUUCAUCCGUGCCUGAACGAAUUAUUGUUACUAAUCGAUUGAUUCUACAAGAUUUACAUAAAUACGACAAACAUCUUGUUCGAAAUUAUUUUCAUAAAUUUGGUUAUAUAAAAAAAAUUGAUAUUAAGUAUGGUUUUAUUGAUUAUGAGGAUUAUGAUGCUGUUGAUCGUGUUUUAAUUGCUCGACCACAUUAUAUUCGAGAUCAAGAAAUAUUUGUAACUAAAUUUGUUCCAUCUGAACAACAAGAUAGUAUAGAUAAUUAUUAUUUACGUUCAAAUAAUUAUCGCCAUCAUCGAUUAAAUACAAAUAAUAAUCGCCGAUAUUCAAAUAAAAGUGAACAACAUGAUCAUAUUAUGAAAACAUCAACCGAUACAAUCAAGUUUACAUGUACUAAAAAAAUCGAAAAGGAUACAUCCGAAAUUGCAUUGAUCAAUAAGCAAUGUAAUCAUGAUGAUAAUGAUGAUGAUGAUGAUGAAGAAGAAGGAGGAGGAGGUGAAGAAAUAAAUUUUAAUCAAUUAAAUAUUCAAUAUGAACAUCUUGAAGAAGAAUUUGAAGAAUAUAAAAAAACAAAAGAGAUUGAAAUAUGUGCCUUAAGAAUUGAUUUAGAACGUACAAAACGUCAAUUAGCUGAUAUAACGCAAGAAAAACUUGAUAUUUUAUUAAAAAAUCAAACAUUAUUUCAUAAUGAAUUAAUACUUCGUCUAUCUUCAAAUGAUACCGCAAUUCAUUCACAAACAGCUGAAGAUUUUUUUCAUUCAUCUCCAAAUCAAUUAACAAAAAAACGUAAAUUAGCAACAUCACCGCCAUCAUCAGCUCAUCGCGAAUAUGAAUAUUAUUCAUAA
This is a messenger RNA of Rotaria sp. Silwood1, 1575 nucleotides long. The record is from the annotation of a GenBank genome assembly. NCBI's taxonomy places the organism in Eukaryota, Metazoa, Rotifera, Eurotatoria, Philodinida, Philodinidae.